Messenger RNA from Linum trigynum, 336 nucleotides. NCBI's taxonomy places the organism in Eukaryota, Viridiplantae, Streptophyta, Magnoliopsida, Malpighiales, Linaceae. The record is from the annotation of a GenBank genome assembly.
AUGGGGACUUACAUAGCAUGCCUUUACUUAGGAUUUGGGAAGUGUACCUUUUGUAGUCGACAUCAGCAAUCCGAGUUUGAGAGUGUCGAAAGCUUUGUCUUCGCUGGCCAUGGCUCCAUAUGUCUGAAUCACGCGGCCUUUGUCGGCGUUGACAGAAAGCGAAGGCGCGACCCUCCAUUCCGUCAGGUUGGCACCGAUCGGCCAUGUCUUGGAAAUGACGACGAGCUUCAUCUCAUCGAAAGUGGGCUGAAACAGAGCUUGUUCCGGGGAAGUUGCGUCGCGGAGGUCUCCGGAGAAGAGUUGAAAUUCCAAUUCAUAGAUAUGAAAAUUAAUUAG